Molecule: messenger RNA, 1131 nt
Organism: Myotis myotis
Lineage: Eukaryota; Metazoa; Chordata; Mammalia; Chiroptera; Vespertilionidae
Gene: NME5
Product: NME/NM23 family member 5
Exons: 6
Coding region: 359-997 (212 amino acids)
Biological process (GO): negative regulation of oxidative stress-induced intrinsic apoptotic signaling pathway; UTP biosynthetic process; CTP biosynthetic process
Molecular function (GO): nucleoside diphosphate kinase activity
Source: RefSeq, a predicted model, not a curated record
GGGCAUAGGGUGGGUGAAGGGAAAGUGUUUAUGCUUUGUCUCAUUUAUAAAAUGGGGAUAAUUGAAGCAUGCUUCAAAUGAGUAGGAGGAUGAAAGAAGCUAAAUUAUGACGAAAAUGUAAGAAAACGUCUAGUACGCUAAGAUUCUUAAGGGGAAUAAAAAUGCCUGUGGCUGGCUCCCUUGAUUAAGAGGAGCCCUCCAGAGGCUGUGAAACGGGCUGCUGGGAUUGACUCUCUGCAGCCACCGUCCCUAAACUGGGCUUCGCGUCUCCUAGCAACGAGCAGUGGUCGCACAGGACGAGUUAGCACUGAGUUGAUACCGUCAAGAAUCUCUUUAACUUGUACCUCAAAAAACCAGAAUGGAACUAUCGAUGUCCCCACUUCAGAUAUAUGUAGAAAAAACUCUGGCCAUUAUCAAACCAGAUAUUGUUGACAAAGAGGAGGAGAUACAAGAUAUUAUUAUCAGAUCUGGAUUCACCAUUGUUCAGAGAAGAAAACUACAGCUUAGCCCUGAGCAUUGUAGUAACUUUUAUGUGGAACAGUAUGGAAAAAUGUUUUUCCCCAACUUAACAGCUUAUAUGAGUUCUGGACCACUUGUUGCCAUGAUAUUAGCUAGACAUAAAGCCAUCUCUUACUGGAAAGAACUUUUGGGGCCAAGUAAUAGCUUAGUAGCUAAGGAGACACACCCAGACAGUCUAAGGGCAAUUUAUGGCACAGAUGACCUAAGGAAUGCACUUCAUGGGAGUUAUGAUUUUGCUGCAGCCGAAAGAGAAAUUCGAUUCAUGUUUCCUGAAGUGAUUGUUGAGCCUAUUCCAGUGGGACAAGCUGCGAAGGACUAUUUAAAUUUAUAUGUAACACCAACUCUGCUUAAAGGACUCACAGAGCUUUGUAAGCAAAAACCAGCAGAUCCUUGUAUUUGGCUAGCUGAUUGGCUGUUGAAAAAUAAUCCCAACAAACCUAAACUUUGUCACCAUCCAAUUGUAGAAGAAACUUAUUAAAAUAAAGUCCUCCAAAGAACAAAUCAUGAACGAUCUCAUUUUAAAGGCCUGCUUCUAGGCUUCUACUUAAAAAACAAAUAUGAUCUCACUCCUAUGUGGGAUAUAAUGAUCAACAUAAUUUGAUGAACAAGAAU